AUGGCUGAUCUCACUUCCUUGGAGACAGAUUUGUCGGAAUGCAAUUCUCAGAUUGAAACUGUCAUGCUAGGCUUGGAGGUAGACCCUGAUAAUGCAGAACUAAACAGUCUCAAAGCCGAGCUCGAAGAAUACAUGGACGCCCUCAAAACUCAAAUCGCUGAACUCAAGUCAAUUGCGCCCAAACCAGCUUCCAAGGGUCGAUUCAAGGAUAAUACUUCCAAGUCUACUGAGCAUACAGAGGAGGCAUCUGCUGUGACUACUCCCGAAUCGUUCUCGGUGAACGACAUCGUUCUCGCGCGCUGGGUCUCUGGCGAUAAGGCUUUCUACCCGGCCAAAAUUAACUCCAUCACGGGCUCAUCCACCAACCCAGUCUACCUUGUCACAUUCAAGUCAUAUGCAACUGUGGAAACUUUGACAGCCAAGGAUAUCCGACCCAUCUCUGGCACUGACUCGCGAAAGCGCAAGGCUGAUGGAACACCAGGCAGUUCGGCAUUUCCCUCGCCCGCUCCCCCUCACCCCGGUGUGAUCUCCGCCGCGGCAGAUAUCAACCCCGCCCUGGCUACCCAGGCUCGCAACGAACCCCAUAAGGACGGCGAUGGACUGGCCCGCCCCACCAAGGUGCCCCGUAAGUUCAAGGCGCAGAAGGAGCUCGAAGAAGGAAAGAAUAAGUGGAAGGAUUUCGCUGCAAAGACCAAGGGCAAGGGCAAGGGUGCGUUUGGCAAAAAGGAGAGCAUGUUCCGCACGGGUGAAGGCGUCAAUGCACGAGUGGGAUUUACAGGUUCCGGACAAACCAUGCGGAAGGAUCCGACCCGAACCCGCCACGUUUACCAAAAGACCGACGAAGACGGCUAUUAG
Messenger RNA from Penicillium concentricum, 855 nucleotides. Its product is annotated as tudor domain-containing protein. Gene Ontology annotation, biological process: negative regulation of DNA-templated transcription. Bases 1 to 855 code for a protein of 284 amino acids. Gene Ontology annotation, molecular function: DNA-binding transcription factor activity. The transcript is spliced from 3 exons. The record is from RefSeq and is a predicted model, not a curated record. NCBI's taxonomy places the organism in Eukaryota, Fungi, Ascomycota, Eurotiomycetes, Eurotiales, Aspergillaceae.